Molecule: messenger RNA, 2493 nt
Organism: Colletotrichum karsti
Lineage: Eukaryota; Fungi; Ascomycota; Sordariomycetes; Glomerellales; Glomerellaceae
Exons: 4
Cellular component (GO): cytoplasm
Source: RefSeq, a predicted model, not a curated record
UUGAGGGUCUCCCUCACUCCAAUCUACGAAUACCGUGCUUUCAGCCCAUCAGAAAUCAAGAUGAGGCUCGCGUGGUAUGCAGGGGUAUCCACGGCCCUGGCGGCCACGGUCGUCGUGUCGGCCUUCCACCAACGAGCCAACUUCUAUUCGGCCAUGGUAUACCUCGCGCAAAGUAACUUUUGCUUGCUAGUCCUGGUCAACUUCAUCUACCUUAUUUACGGCACCAUGAUAUACGGCCUGCAACGACUUCUGUACGGCCCCUUGCGACAAGUCGAGGUCGAGCAGCUCUCAGAAAGAGCAUGGUUCGCCAUUACCGAAACAUGCCUGGCGAUGACGAUUUUCAGAGAAGAGAUUGGUGCAUGGUUUCUCGUCAUGUUUACCGCUCUGGUGACGGGCAAGGUCUGGGGAUGGAUCGGUGACGGCCGCGUCGAGGUACUCGAACAGCAGCCACCCACGAACCCGGGCCUCUUCCACACCCGACUUAGCAUUUCACUCCUCUUGAGCCUAGUCUACGACACUUGGCUGCUUCGAUACACUGUGAACACGGUAAUCCAGCAAGCGCGACCCAAUAUGAUGGUUAUGUUUCUCUUUGAGUUUGCCGUCUUAGCAACGUGUUCGGCACGGACAGGUAUUCGUUACUUGGUUUCGGUGAUGGAACAAAAUAUUGUCAAGACCCAGACGAGGCAGCGUCUAGAGGAGCGACGGAGACAGGUCCGCGAGGAGCGCGAGGAGCUACUCCGACAAAGAGAACAAGACGGUGGCGCAAGCGACGACGCGGACCUCCCGCGCGAGGAGGACAUUGACGAAAUGGAUAUUGAGGUUCCGGGAUGGGAGGCAAAGGGCCAGUGGAUUCUGAUUCUCGAUCUCAUUGCUGAUUGCGUCAAACUCGCCAUCUAUCUGGUCUUUUUCGGCAUCCUACUCACCUUCUACGGCCUCCCUAUCCACAUUAUGCGAGACCUUUUCAUGACUGCUCGCUCCGUCAUCAAGAGAGGCUCUGCCUUGUGGCGCUACCGCAAGGCCGUAGAGGACAUGAACAAGUACCCCGAUGCCACGCAAGAGGAGCUCUCGCGGGAAGACACUUGUAUCAUCUGCAGAGAGGAGAUGCGGCCAUGGGACCCUAAUUCUGGGGCGGUUGAACGUGUGCGCCCCAAGAAGCUGCCUUGUGGACAUAUCCUUCACUUUGGAUGCCUCAAGAGCUGGCUGGAGCGUCAACAAGUGUGUCCGACAUGCAGAAGUCCAGUCGUCGUCAACAACAACGCCGCGGCUCCUCAGAACCGCGAAGCCGUACUCGCCAGAAUCGGUCUCGGUGGACUCGGCGCCGCGCCUGCGGCUCCCGCCGGACCGCAACCACCUGGAGGCAACGCACCAGCUGCGCCCGGAGUUCAACCCGCUCAGCAGGCUCCCAGAAACGGUGCUGCCCGAGUAUUUCAGCUGGGCCCGCUACGCCUCGGUUUCGCUCAGGGUGAGAACAUGCAGCAGCUGGCCCAGCAAAUGGGUGUUCCGCCUGAAGCAAUCCCAACACCUCCUCAAGCAGCGCCAGCUGGGCCGUUUACGCCAGCUGUACAGACGCCGGGCGGUAACAACAUGACGGCGAUCCGUGGACAGAUACAGCAACUCGAGCAAAUGAUUCAGCGGGAGGUUCUGUCCCUGCAACACAUGCAUAAUGAGCUACAGACGCUCCAGCUCCUGACGGCAGAGCUGGGCCGUAUCCGUCGGCUGCAACAGCAACAAGAACAGGUACAGAAUAUACUGCACAAUGCCGGCCAAAAUGUCGCCGCCACCACGGCCGUCGAUGCUGGAGCCGCGCAGUUUCCGCCUCAGCUGCCCAUCCCACCCAUGCCAUUGGCGCAGUUGCCAAUCCAACAGCUGAGGGUUAACGCACCUGUGGUGACGAGACACGGAACGACAACCCAGUCCAACGCGAUACCCGCUGGCAGCGCCGAGCUUCCGGAGGGCGUCGUCAUCCCGCCGGGAUGGUCUCUUCUGCCUCUUCAGCGGCUGGACGGCGCCCCAGUUGCAGCUUCGCCCCAAACCUUCCCGGAGACUGCUCCGUCGACUUCUGGCGACAACCCCGAAGCACUGGCACACACGCAAGCCCAGCCUGCGCCUGUCCAAGUGACCGAGACGAGCAAUUCGGCCACGCAGGCCGCCUCCGCCAGCUCGACGUCUCAAGCGAACGAACCGGAGCCCAGGCAGGAAACUGUACAGGGCUCCAAUGCCCCGGCAGAACGGGUCGAGUCGCCAACCGUCCUCGCUCCAAACCCGGUACUGCCCAACUGGGGCGGUGCGAACCAGCUGUUCGGUAACGGCCGAGGCUUGUCCGGACUGGGUAACCCGACACCGUCCGAGUCGUCGACCGAGGAGCGCAGACGGGACGAGUCCGCGACCAGAAGCUCGGAGAUGGUGGCUUCGGCACAAGAGGAGAGCGCCGAGGACAGCAGCAAGGGGAAGGGCAAGGCCGUCACGGUUGAGGAGGCCGAAGACGACGAGUAA